UAGGCUAUGACAACAACGGUCCUGGUAGCACGUGCUACCGAUGGCUUUCUUCUCUCCUCCAACAAUAAAAACCUUCCAAAAAGCACGCUGAGGAAGUGCCAGUCGCUUCUUCAUAAUCAGAACCAAUUAUUGAGACAAGUGUCUUUGGAGAGUGGAGACUUCGUGUACCAUUUUCAGAAAGGACAAAUAGUAAGCGUCCUCCUGAUAACAGAAUUCGGAUACUCUGGAAUGGAGGCCUUUACUCGAAUAGUUGAGAUAGAGGAGAUGUUCGUGGAGGCUAUGGGCGAGGACAAGAUACGGCGUGCAGCCACAUUGCUAUCCAGCGGAAGUGAUCUACUAAGACGAGCCCUCCUAAAUGAGUUUGAUUCUCAAGGGUGUAUAACAAACGGUGAACUUCCUCCACGUCAAAACAUUUGUACUGUUUUGGAGAAGAUCAAGGGACAACCGUUUGGGUUUUCUAAUAGAGUCCUCAAGAAGAAAAGAAAGAUUAUGCUGGAGUGGAAGGAAAUCUGUUUAUUAGUCCCGCUAACCCUGAUUGCUUUCUUCAAAACUAUCAUCGCUAUAAAAGUUGGGGGUCCUAUUACGGUGAUAUCUAACUUUCUAUCAACUGUAACCUCCUUCUACCUGGUAUUUAUCUGUGUACACGGCUUACUAACCAACAAAAGACUGAUCGUAUCCUCAUUCAUCCUCCUAAUCCUUACUUACGGGACCACCAUGGAGUCCAUAACAUCAGUUGUUUUCAAUGGCAUAUUCGCCUUGUUGACUCUCGCAAAUGUCGCUCAUUAUUAUCUAAAGCCAAUGAGUGAUAAGCCUGAAGUUUGAAUCACUUAACAAAGUCUAACGAGAUUGUUUAUUUUCUCUUUACUGAUGUAUGAAGCUGGUCAACUUUAGGGAUUUCUCUUGAUAAUUAUCCUGACAAUUCUCUCAAAACUCAAAAGGCCUGCUACUUUUUGUAUUCAUCAACGGGCAGCUGAGAUAGCCCGACUGAAUCAAUUCAAAUAAGAGGAACAUAUAAAGAGGUUUAUUUAAUUACUAUAACUAUAAACUUGGGUUUGACGUAUUAUUUGUAUUCUGAUAUUCUGUAUAGAUGUAUUAAGUCUGGACUUUAUUUGCUAUGUUUAUACAAUUUU
Bolinopsis microptera is the source of this 1130-nucleotide messenger RNA. RefSeq lists its product as uncharacterized. The record is from RefSeq and is a predicted model, not a curated record. The transcript has 6 exons. Lineage: Eukaryota; Metazoa; Ctenophora; Tentaculata; Lobata; Bolinopsidae. The coding region runs from base 7 to 822 and encodes 271 amino acids.